Molecule: messenger RNA, 1395 nt
Organism: Triplophysa dalaica
Lineage: Eukaryota; Metazoa; Chordata; Actinopteri; Cypriniformes; Nemacheilidae
Exons: 4
Coding region: 1-618 (205 amino acids)
Biological process (GO): spermatogenesis
Source: RefSeq, a predicted model, not a curated record
AUGAAUCCCAUGUGGAAAGUCUAUAAGAGUAAAGUGAUGAAGACCCUUAACCCAGACAUGGAGGACGACCCAGUCGAGGAGGUCAAUGAUGUUUCUGAAGACAUGACUCCCAUCCAGCAAGAUGAUUCUCCCAGUUCAAUGUCACAACUGGCCAAGCGAAUGCAGGGGGCCAGUGUGAAGGGCUGGAAGAGUGUUUCAGGACUCUUCAACAAAGAUGAUGAACACCAGCUGCUGGAGACAGAGACAGAGAAUCAGCCUGUUGCAGAUCAUCCGCUGGCAGUGAAACCAGAGGAGCCUCCGAGACCCAACAAGCGCACCACGGGAUUCUGGGAUAAUUUCGCCACUAAGUGGCACCAGGCGGAGACAUCGGUGGCCUCAGGAAUGGAGGAAGAUGCCGACGGCAGCAUCCAGGAGGUGGAGAAUGAGACCGGAGGAAGGGGAGAAGACGGGGAAAAUCAGGCCGGGCAGGAAAGCGGUGCCGGGAAAGGCGGGGUAAGCAACAGCUUUUCCAAGUAUGCGACACUGGGAGGAGACGAGGACACGCCAACCUUCAAGUGGAACUUUGUCACCAGUAAGCUGGCUGAUCUGAAGACUAGAAGCAUGGCCAAGAGCAACUAGCCAAUGGUCGAGAGGAGCAGGCCAGAUAAAUACAAAAACUAGAGAAGGGUUCAGUGCUUUAUCAUGCGUAUGAUGAUCACAUUUUACUGAACCAGUUAAAAAACUAUCUGGCCUCUCUUGGCCUGGAGUGGAAAGCCUGGAUUUCUGGAGGUGAAGUGUGUCAUUUUUCUUCAAAUGUUGGAAAACCUUUUCAACACAAUUUGUUUGUCCAAACGAUAAAAACUGGGUGGAAUCUUAUAGUGGUUUGACACCUGUGAUCUAAAAACAAAAUCGAUGAUGCAAGCGGCAGAAAAAAUGACACACUUGACCUUUAAGGAAAAACAAAUGAUACAUCAGGGAAUUAUCAGACCAAAGAAUUAAUAUUUGAGAUCGCAUUCUGUUAAUAUUCAUCAAAAGAUUCAUGCAAAGAAUGCAAGCUAGAGUAAAGAUAAUUAAACAAAAUACCAACAAUUCACCUGCAAUAUAUUUUCACAAGAAUAACAUCAAUAGAAACUACAGAUUUAUUUUUCAAUGAUAUAACCACAUAAAACAUCCUCUAAAGCACCAGAACAUGCUAAAAAUAAGGAAACACAUAUAUGUUGUAUCCUGUGUGUGUGUGUGUUUUAUCGAGCACAGUCAUUGGUGCAUUUGUAAGUCACUUUGCUUUUUAAGUCACUUAGAGUGCAUUUGGGUUAUACAUUGAACGGUUUACCCUGCUGUCGCCAGCACCAUGUUGACCACAGUUAGAGAAUAUUUUAUAUCUUAAUUUAUUUUGUCUUUAUUUUUGAGGUGUAGGUU